GUGUGCGUGUGUGCGAGCGUUUGUGAAUGGGUUCGCGGGGUAGUGUGCGACUGCGGAGGAGCGGUGCGGCAAAGGGGUGGAUUCGUUAGUGGCAACAAAGCCCGCAACACCGGGAGGGGGUAGUUUUUCUGGUGGGUAGCUCCGGAGCUGCCGGCGACACGGGCCCCGAUCAGUCUUCAAACUCACCCCCGAAGGUUCCGCACCCCUACGUGCCCAGUCUCGUCUUCGUCUUUUGACUUUUUUAAUAAACUCGCGUCCAGCAAAAAGCUCACAUUUUCCUUGUGUCAACCCGUAACUUUUACCUGCCUUUCACUACUUUUAUCUUACAGUGGUUUUAAGUUGAGUUUAACAGCUUUUGUCGUCGUUUAGACCUCCACGUGAUUUUUGUGACGUCACGGUUAAUUUUAUGUAAUUUCAUGCCGACGCCGUGUUGUCUGAAAAUGAAAUUUGUGACUGUAAUAAAAAGUACAUAAAAUAAUGGAUAACGACAUUCGAUCCAAGAUCUUACUCGGUUGUUGAUAUACCUAAAGUUUCAAUUUCAUCGCUGUGCAAAGGAGUUGUCCUUAUUUUUUCGAAUCUUCCUCAAGAUUUUCAUGGUUUUCCAUGUCUCUAAUUUAUGUGCUCCACAUUUUGGCAUGAUCGUAAAGAUACCACCAGCAAUGCAAAGUUUCAAAAUUGUGUAGCCCAUAAUCGUUGUGCGAUUAACGAGAGUGUCGCGAAAUCAAAUUCACCGAUUCGUUUCAGUUUUGUACAUGGUGUAAUCUCCUUAUCAAUGAUUUUGGAUCGAGAAUUGAUGAAAGUGUUCCUAUUGGACUAAAACGGACCCAAUGUAGUGUUUUAGCGGCACUGCAAACGCAUUUUGCGAUUUAGUUACACUCAAGCUGUUGAUUUCAGAACUUUUUGGAUUUAUUUCAAAGUGCUAACCGGUGAACAGAACUCAAUCUUGAAUUUUGUGAACUAUUCGACUCAAUCAACCCUAAAUUGCUUUAGGUGCUUUGCGAAGGCGCUUUCUUAGUGAGACUUUGGAUUUAAUCAGAAAAUUUUACCUGGAAUUUAUGGAAGUGUCGCCAAUCGAACGUCCUUCCGUGAACAUUUUCGAACCACUCGAGUUUUAGUGUGAUUGCUCACCGGGGAGACCCGAUUAAGGGUUGCGACUCGAUGCCCACCCCCGCAAUGUCACGGUCCUUCCUGAUGGACUCGAUCAUCAACAGCACGGAGCCGCGGGCGCCACCCCCGCACGAGGCCUGCCACCCCCUGCUCCCGUACCACCCGGCCGCCCUUAACUCCUACCUCCUGUCGCUGGGCCUGGCGCCGCCCCGGGUCCCGCAACCGGGCUUUCCGGGUGCCUUCUACGGCAAGUUCCGGGUCGACACCGACCCCCUGCUCUACCGCUUCCAGGGCGCCCCCCACGCCUAUCCGCCCGCCUACAAGACGGCGCCCCUCGGGCUCCUACCCCCGGAGGUUCCGGCCCCCAGGACCGAAAUUCACAGGACCGAGAUCCCGAGGAGAACUAGCUUCGAUGAUCCCUCCUUCACACGACUGGAUUUCGAGGAGCCUCCACGCAAAGUAGCCGCAGGUGACAUCCGUCGCUCUCCGACCCGCCCCCGCGACCGCUCACCCCUCCACUCCCCGCUAACCUCCCCACCGCACUCCCCCGGCGACGACCGAUGCGGCAGCCCCCAGAGCGGCGAAUUCCCAAGCUCGAAGCGCAUCCGGACAGCUUUCACGAGCACGCAGCUUUUGGAACUUGAGAAGGAGUUCGCGGCCAACAUGUACCUCUCCCGGCUCCGACGCAUCGAGAUCGCCACCUACCUUAAGCUCUCCGAGAAACAGGUCAAGAUCUGGUUCCAGAACCGGCGGGUCAAGUACAAGAAGGAGGAGGUCGCAGGACACGACCCCGCGGCUCCGCCCAGCGCCGCCGCCCAAAAGUGUUGCUGUUUACGCGGAUGUGGAAGUCACCCCCAUCCUCACUCGCCGCUUCAUCUCGCGGCGAAAGUCGAGCCGAAAGUCAAGUGCAACGAGCAGUCGGAUAGUCAGUUCAAAGCUUCGCCCACGGUUAGUUGAUAGGGAGUUUCCGGGUCCGAGUCAGGUUGGCAGGGAUGAAUCCUCCUGAAUAGUCUCAUGCAAUGGUGUUUUUACGUGGAGCGUGGAUUGUCUAUUUUGAAAUUUGGACCGCGUUAGGCAGGAAGGAACCAAGCCACAUCGCAGCUAUUG
Bemisia tabaci is the source of this 2214-nucleotide messenger RNA. RefSeq lists its product as uncharacterized. Gene Ontology annotation, cellular component: nucleus. The record is from RefSeq and is a predicted model, not a curated record. Gene Ontology annotation, molecular function: sequence-specific double-stranded DNA binding; DNA-binding transcription factor activity, RNA polymerase II-specific. Gene Ontology annotation, biological process: regulation of DNA-templated transcription. NCBI's taxonomy places the organism in Eukaryota, Metazoa, Arthropoda, Insecta, Hemiptera, Aleyrodidae.